Messenger RNA from Ilex paraguariensis (yerba mate), 928 nucleotides. Lineage: Eukaryota; Viridiplantae; Streptophyta; Magnoliopsida; Aquifoliales; Aquifoliaceae. The record is from the annotation of a GenBank genome assembly.
CUCUCUCUCUCUCUCUCUCUCAAGAGGAGGUGAGUCACAGACCCAUCAAUGGAAAUAACCUCAAGACCUCAAGAGAGAGAAAACCCAUCUCCCACAAACUCCCCAAACAGCAAUGUAAGCAGUAGUAACUACAGCAAUGGAUCAGUCCAAAUUCAAACCCCAUCAUUGACCCCAAAACCCAUCUCUAGAUCUGAAACCAAUCCUUACCCAACCACCUUUGUCCAAGCAGACACUUCUACAUUCAAGCAAGUAGUUCAGAUGCUCACUGGAUCAUCCGAAACAGCCAAACAAGCCUCCAAACCAAUCCCAUCAGAUCCACCACCUUCCAAAGGGUCUAUAUCUAUUCCACUAAUCAAGACUGGACAAAAGAAACAAGGUUUCAAGCUCUAUGAAAGAAGGAGCAUCCUCAAGAAUGGUCUCAUGAUCAGCCCCUUGAUGCCUGGUUUAGCCCCAAAUUCUGGGAUUUCACCUCGAAACACAGAGAUCUUAUCCCCAAGUAUUCUUGAUUUUCCUUCACUUGUUCUUAGCCCAGUUACACCAUUGAUCGAAGACCCAUUUGAGAAAUCUUCACCUUCCAUGGGAAAUUCAUCGGAGGAAGAGAAAGCAAUUGCUGAGAAGAAAUUCUAUUUGCAUCCAUCACCAAGGACAACGACGCCGAGAGACUCCGAGCCACAGCUCCUGCCAUUGUUUCCGGUGACUUCGCCGCGAGUUUCAGGGUCGUCUUCUUGAGAGAUGGUGUCUCUUGUGAAGGUGUAAUUGUGAGUAGUUGAAAGGAAGAGUACUGGGUGUUGGAGGGUUAAUUGGAGAGACAGGUAUUGAUCUAGCUUCAAUUGUACAAUUUGAUCUCUCUCUUACUGUGUCUUACAGUGUUAACUUUGCGUAUUUCCUUUCAUUUGUUUCUGCUUUUCUUUUCUUUUGGGUGUUUCUU